UUAUUGUUUUGUCGUAUUGAUUGGAAACAUUUACAGUUGUGAAAACAGCAUCGUCUCGUCUAUCCUUCAAAUAUUAUUUUCUUAAAAUGGCUUUAUUUCGAUUGAUUUCACCCUAUUUCGUCGAUGGAUCACAAUUGUCAUGUCGAACGUUGUUGUCAUUAACAGUUUCAAGAUGUUACUGUGACUCGCAAGUAAAGGCAAACAGUGAUAUUAAAGCAAAUCCGUUGUUCGAAAAUCGUAAUCCAAGAGCUCUGGAACGCAUGGGUAUUGCCAGGAAAGUCCAGGGUUGGAAAUUUCAGGCACCCCGUAAAGACUUCUAUCACAAAUUGGUGUAUGACAAGACAAAGAUGACUGCCCAUGUUGUUCACUCCUCUGGAAAAAUUGUAAUUGAAGCAUCUACAAAAGAACCAGCUGUUCUUAAGUAUCUUUACAAACACAAUGACGUAAGUGCCUCAUGGAAUCUGGGUCAGCUGUUGGCGAGGAGAAUGUUGGAGUCUGGAAUCACGGAAGUGUUCUAUGAUGCAGAAAACAAAGUGACAGAGGAUGAAGCAGAGGGAUCAAAACCAUCAGAAAAAAUUGAAGCAUUUUUCUCUGCGCUGAAGGACAAUGCAAUCAAGCUGAGUGAGCCUGAUCCUGUGAAGUUUGAGACGGUCCCUGGCAUCAACUACGAGGGUUACACCCGCCUGGGAGAGAGGAAGAAAUAUCAGGAGGACUACCAGAAAUUGUGAGGGGCAACCAAGGGGACAACUAUAGACUGUGAUGGGCAACCAAGUGGACAACUAGAAACUGUGAGGGGAAACUAAGGGGACAACAAAAAACUGUAAGGGGUAACCUAGGUGAAAACUAGAAACUGUGAGAGGCAAACAAGGGGACAACUAGACUUGGUGAGGGGCAACAAAGGUGACAACUAGAAACUAUGAGGGGCAACCAAGGGGACAAAUAUAAACUAUGAGGGGCAACCAAGGGGACAACUAGAAACUGUGAGGUGGUAACCAAGGGGACAACUAGAAACUAUGAGCGACUUGCAGUGGGCAGAAUGUACAAGCAGAUUAAACAAUAUAUAUAUGUAACUUGUUUGAUGAUAUUUGUACCAAUUAGAUACAAAUUUAGGAAAACCCAAAAAAAAAAUUGAAAAAAGGA
This is a messenger RNA of Dreissena polymorpha, 1140 nucleotides long. Its product is annotated as 39S ribosomal protein L18, mitochondrial-like. Gene Ontology annotation, biological process: translation. The record is from RefSeq and is a predicted model, not a curated record. Gene Ontology annotation, cellular component: ribosome; mitochondrion. Bases 87 to 728 code for a protein of 213 amino acids. NCBI's taxonomy places the organism in Eukaryota, Metazoa, Mollusca, Bivalvia, Myida, Dreissenidae. Gene Ontology annotation, molecular function: structural constituent of ribosome; 5S rRNA binding. The transcript has 6 exons.